UUUAUUAUUUAAUCAUUUUUAAAAAAAAAAAUUAAUUUUUCAAUUUUUCAUUUUUUUUCAUAAAAAAACAUCAAAAAAUCAUAAAAUAAAAAGAUUUGAAAAGAUUUUACAGCUUUUUGCAUUUUAGGUUAGUAUUUGUAGUUUUAGGAAAGAAUUGACGUAAUUGGUUAAAUAUAAUCAUAAAUCUCAAAUCAAAUAAUUUUAAUUUGGGACUUUUGAUUAUUUUAAUUAAUCAUAAUCAAUUUGAUUUUAUGCAUUUUUUAACUUCUUAACCUAAUCUCUCAUCUUAUAAAUAGUCACUCUUCACACAAAAAAAGAAAGAAAAACGGAUAUAAAUCCUAACCUAUUCACAGACCACCGCUUUCAUCUGUAUAGAAAUUCCACCGACUCUUACAAUCCUAGUCUUCGUUCACUAACCAUACACACAAAAGUUUCAGCCACAUCCAAUUCGGUGAGGCUCUGCAAUCCAAACGCGCAAGAUUCGACAACGAAUACAAAUCCACACUGCAAUUAAGCCUUGUUCAACACACUGAUCACCAACAACGCUCAGGCCAUCGAUUCAACUCAGAAUCAUCACCUUCAACAGGUGACAAACAAAGAAGAAGUAAAAGAGAAAACAACCUCCAGCAACUUUGACGAACUCAGCUUCAACAACAAAACAAACAGGUGUUUGUAGAUCCGAUUCGCUUUCGCCGACAUCAACAAACGGAACAACUCCGCCGUCAGCCGCGAGCUCCACCUCGACACGCCCAGCCGUCGUAGCUCCUCAACCACCGUCGAUUUCCAUGGACCGCUUAGUGCCUCUCAUUCACGAUCUCGCGUAACCGACGCCGCCACGGAAUUGGAGACCGAGUGAACAAAAGUGAGAGGAUGUGUUUUUGCUGUUUCCACUUGCUGGUAAUAUUUUUUUUAUUUUGAGUCUAAAAUACUUGGUCACGUGUCGUGAACCUAUUUGUUGAGUAAACAACUUUGAAAAAGUCAUGCAUUUGAUAAACGUGGUGGAGUGUCUUACCACAUAUUCCAUUCAUUUUUUUUUAAAUAUUAAAGAAUAGAUUUGACUUGUUUCAUGUCAUUAAAUAAAAUAAAAAUACAAAAAAGGUGAUUUAGUUUUUUUACUUUUCUAUAUUAAAAAUAUUAAAAAAUAUAUAUAGUUUUGUUUUUAUUUCAAAUUUGUCUUCGGAUUUUCAUAUACUUAUUUCACGAUUGAUGUUCGUUAAUAUUUUUGUCAUUUAUUCAUGUAUUAUUUUAUGUAUCCGUACUACCGUUUUCUUGUUUAUUGCGAGGUACAUUCGAGCGAGUACAUCCGAGCUGUUUAUCUAUUCUCGUAGAUAUUUGCAAAUUCAUCCUCAAAUCUCCUCCAUUGGAUCACAGAGCUAAGUUCUGGAUUUAAUUUCUUUUAAUUUUCUUUUGCCUCUUUUUAUCAAACUAGGGUUAACCCUAGUUGCCCCUGAACAAAGCCAUACACUCACUGCUUGCUUCUUCUGUCAAUUCUCAGAUGGUCAGAGUCGAUGCUUCUGGCAAACCCUUGCCCUCAACCCUGUCAGGCAAAUGCCAAGCUAAGUACCUUUUCACUGUUCUAUUUUUAAUUCAUUGUUCUAUUUUCUUUGUGGUUAAUGAAGUUUGCCCUCGAACUUGAUAAUGCACUCACUUUGUGUUUUCUGCCUAUUCUUUUUUUUAGGGUUUGUCGACCGUCAAAGCUACGAGUAUCGGUAACCCUAAACCCUAUUUUCAAUUAUUACUUGUGUUAAACCUGUUGCCUUUUAUUUUUAUAUCCCGCUGGUUUCAAUUCCCCUCUCCUCCGCUGGUUUCAUCGUCCCCUUCCCCGUAUUGCUAUUGUUAUUGCUUUAUAUUAUACUGCGUGGUUAGUAAUUUAGGGAGUGCAACCUUGAAUUGAAUUAGCCUCAUUAAUUACAAGAUAAUUUAAUCGAAUUAACCACGUGAUUGUUGCACCCACGCACACUUUUGGGGUAACCUCUUUGUUGCCUUGUUGUCUGUUGCCUUGUUGCUUGCUGCCUGUUGCCUUGCUGCCUGUUGCCUUGUGUUUUUUUGCAGAAUAAGCCAUGUCCCUCGAAUACGAGGAUACCUCAGCCAUGUUGCCUCGAUUAAAAGGUCAUGGUCCCUAAUGAUGCUGCCUUCGAUGCACUAACAUGACCUCGACCCUCGGAAGUUGCCUACGAAAAAGGCUGAGGUAUCCUCUGGUUGCCUACGAAAAAAGGCUAUUCUGAUCCUUCCUCUUAGACUACCUGCCCCUCUAUGGCAUGGGUCAGUCUUUGGGCGAACGAUAUCUCGAUGACCCUUCAACCUCCAAACGAAAGGCUUCCUGCCCUCUUAUGGCAAGGAUAGACCCUUUCAUUCUGAAAGGCUAAAAAGAGACCUAUCAUCUGAGUUUAAGGUAAUUGCCCCUAAUUGCCUUGCAAUGCUCAAUUUUCUAUAUUCUUUCUCAAAAUUCUUCAAAAAAAACUGGCUACGCUUAUUUACGAGCUAAAGUCCAUUUUUCCUCUUUCAUCUACAUUUUCUGAAAACGAGCAAGCAAAGCAAUUAAGAGCCCAUGGCAAACCAUGGAUGCAAAGGGUGCUUUACACCUUCCCUUUGCAUAAAUUACCCCCCGAACUUAGAUUUCUUUAAAAGGUUUUUUUUUCUGUUUCUUUUUGCCUUUCUGAUUUAGUUUGGAUAAAAUAAAAGUCGGUGGCGACUCAUGCUUAACCGCGACAUUUCGAUCGAUAAAAAGUCAGUUCACCGUAUUACAGAACUGGCGACUCUGCUGGGGAUUUUUCGAUAAAAGAGGGGUUACCUUAAAAGUUUAGGAAUCACUUAAUUGUUUUCUAUUGUUUGCUUUGCUUGUUUUAUUUUUCAGGGCUAUUUUGGGAAAAUUGAAGGACGAAUCCUAUUCCCGGAUUCAAGAACACUUAAGAUUAGGAGUGACAUAGUCAUGGCGACCUCUUUCACAUAUGUGGGAGAUGAGUCAAUAUGAAGUUCACGCUUGAGUUAGGACUCCAUAGCAUAUGCACACCUUUCUCAAAUGAGGGGGGUCUAUGUAUGUGUCUGUGGGUGCGCCGGAGCUCAAGGACCUUUAGUUACCCUUAACCCAUCCUUGCCUUUAGGAACGUAGUGGGGGGACUACUCUUGACAAAUGUUAAGAACUAGUCGCUACCCGAUGCUACAAUUCAGAUAGGCUCUUUCUCAAAGUAUCAUUGCAUGGUGCGAAUGCAUCAUGUCCGAGGGUGCUUUAGAAGGGCUGACAAUUCUGGAUAACUUGUAGAACCCGCUGCUGAAAUCUCCUUAUCCAUAGAAUUACCCUUGGGAAGGACACCUGAUCAGACUCCAUGCAUGCCUUAAGCCAAAAAUUGUGUGACUUGUGUGACUUACCUGCGUGUGCUACUAACCUUCGUUUUCUUGCAGGUUUUGUUGAAAUGACUUGUUUGUCCUUACUAUCUCACACUACGCCUAAUGCCCUGCAUUCACAUGACAUCAUGACAUCAUAAGCAUAACAUGAUUUAACUAACCCUUUCAAGGAUCUUAGGAAUUUAGGGCGCACAAUUUCAGGUGCCCUUACCAAAGGUUGAUUUCCUAAUCAAGGGGCAAGAGGAUUUAUUUUUCUCUGGCUACAUACCUUCCAAUUUAAAGACACAGUACCUAAUUAAGGGGCAAGAGGAUUUAGUUUCCUCUAGCCAUAUACUUUCAAAUUUAGAAGUAUCCUGAAUCAGGGGCGAUGACCCACUCGAUAUGGUGAGCUUGAUUCUCAAAGAAGGAUGUUCAAAGACAAGAGUCAGAAUUCUUCAAACAAAUAUGCGACCAAAUCACUUUCCAAUGUUGCUAACUAAAUUCCUUAAAGAUCCUUGAAAACAUUUCAUUUGCAUUCAUGACAUCGCAUAUUUCUAACUUUGUUUUCAGGUUCCGCCGCGACAAUCAUUCCUCUCAGAUAUAAUCGAGCUGGAGAUUCAUUUUGACAAGCCCUUUUACAUUCCAAAACUUCGUCAAAUAACUCAUCGACUCUAACAAGCAAGCAUUCUCUAUCAGAUAUGGUCUAAUGUACGACCCGUUCCGGUAUUCUCAGUCAGAUAUGGUCUAAUGUAUGACCCGUUCCGGUAUUUUCAGUCAGAUAUGGUCUAAUGUAUGACUCGUUCUGGCAUUAUUCAUCAGAUAUGGUUUAAUGUAUGACUCGUUCUGGUAUUCCCCUUCAAAUAUGGUUUAAUGAAUAACUCGUUCUGAUAUCCUUCCUCAGAUAUGGUCCAAUGUAUGACUCGUUCUGACAUUCCAACAGAUAUGGUCUAAUGUACGACUCGUUCUGCUAUUCUUCAACAGAUAUAGUCUACUGUACGACUCGUUCUGCUAUUCCUCUUCAGAUAUGGUCUAAUGUAUGGCUCGUUCUGAUAUUCCUCCUCAGAUAUGGUCUAAUAUAUGACUCGUUCUGACAUUCCUCUGCAGAUAUGGUCUAAUGAAUAACUCGUUCUGAUAUUCCAACAGACAAGGUCUAAAUGUACGACUAGUUCUGAUGUCCCUCAAUAUAUAUGGUCUAUUUGCUCUGACGUCCCCUAUAUGGUCUAAAUGUAUGGCCCGAACCUCACCUGACUAAUGCUGAGCACAACCGGAAAGGUCGCAAUGAACAAAACCAAUCUGUGGGGACAAUUUUGAUCUCUACACCAGUUCCACAACAAAGACGCAAGGUAGACGCACCCAAGCGUCAGUUCACAAAGAUCAACACGUCGUUGGCUCAGGCAUUACAACAUUUGUUGAGAGCAAACUUGAUUACUGUGAGGGAUCCUCCUAUAAAGCCCAACACUUCCUCUCCUAGCUAUAAGCCUGAUGCGAGGUGCGCAUAUCACUCCAAUAGCCCUGGACACGAUACGAAUGAUUGUUGGUCAUUGAAAAACAAGAUUCAAGACAUGAUCGAUGCUGGAGAAAUUGAAUUCAACCAUCCGAGAACUCCUAUGGUGAUCACCGCUCCUAUGCCUAGUCACGACAAGACUGAUUAAUGUCUAAGUGGAUGAACUUUUAAUCGUUAGAUUUACUUUCAUGCGCAAAUUUUAUUCUGUUUGCUUAAACAUUCAAAUCAUGAUAGACAUUAUCUGUUUUAAUAAUCAUCAUCAGUGCAUUGCAUAUGUUUGUCUUGAACAAAUCAUUUCGCUAUCACUCACUUUAAACUGCGUCUUUACUUUGCAUAUGUUUUAUGAUACUCAAUUCUUGCUAAAGUUGUAAGCCUUUUGAGGGAGGAUGACGAAAACGAUACCGCAACUUCAUACAGUAUGCUUUUGAAUGGACUAUGUUGACGAUGUACAGGCAUUAUUUCAAUUCCUAAACAGUGGAGAUAUAAGGAUGUUAAUCACUCGUCAACCCCUUUGAGCCUAAGAAGUGGAAGUUUCUUUCUUGUACUAAUCAAAACCCUUGAUCAUAACCUGGGGCAGGGUAGUUCUUAGUUAAUUUGGCUGUGCAUUCUAUUUUAAGAGAAUCAUUCAGUACACCUUUCAACAAGGGUUUCAAUCACAAGCGAUCAUCCGCACACAUCAAAGAAGUGUUGGAGACAUCAAUCAAAAGCCAACGAUGGUUCAUCAAUCAUUAAGCAGGGCAGUCAAUAUCUUUCAAAAAAAAAAAUGAGAAGACAUAUAUACAAAGAAAAGUCUGCUAAGUCAAAAAUCAAAAAGAAGACUUAGGCAAAAAUCAAGGCAUCCCGCUGACUGUAAGCUCAAAAUAGAUAGUUCAGGCAAAAGUUAGGGAUAUAAAAAAGAUGAAAAAAAGAGAAGUCAAAAAAUUUCUGAACAACACAAUGUUGGCGACUGCCAUCUCAAAAGCUAUCUUUGCUUGUGAACCAUCGUCAUUAUCAAAGGUGCAAAUCCAAAAGUUUCUUGGAACCUGAAUGCAUAAGUUGAAUUAGCUGAGCUUAGGACUGAAGAUCAUCACGAAGAGGGGUGGAUACAAUCAAAUUUUGAGCCUUUAUCCUUUGUUUCUUAAACCAUGAACCGAGCCACGUUACAACCCUUAAAAGUCCUAACUGAAGCAUGGUUAGUUCGAAAGCAUACUGUCACCAAAAAGGUAUCCUGACUCCUUAAGGUUUACCAUAAAUGCUGAGUUGACACUUCGUUUUUACAAACAUCACGUUUUUAUAAACAUCAUGCUUUUACAUAUCCAGUUUCAAUGUUUUUCAACAAACUCAAGACAGACAUAUGCACUGCAUCUCAUGAAUUCAUCAUUAAACAUAUUUUGCUACAUAAUUUCAAAUGUUAGCAUCAGGAAGAAUUUGCACAUGGUACGGCUAAUGACUCAAAGUUAUCCCGACCAACACAGAUUACUCCAAGAAGCAAUGUCUCCUAUGUAUACAAGGGGCAUGACACGUUUUUCCCAAUCAAUCUAGGGCAAUCAAGUCAAGAUUCGAAGAAUCUCUCAAAUGCCAAACAGUCAAAGGCAUACAUCCCAAGUGGAUUUCAAGCUACUUCCCAAUCAAUCUGGGGCAAUCAAAGUCAAGAUUCCGAGAAUCUCUCAUGGAUGCUCGAACAAUCAGGGGCAUACAUCCAAGUAUAUCUAAAGCUACUCCCCAAUCAACAUGGGACACUGUCUUGAGCCUAUGAUUACUGGGGGCAUAUCGCCCAUAGUGUACAUCUCAUAAAGCCCUCGCGAGGCGAAUCUUUCCAAAGUUCCUACUAGCAGGGGAAAAUCUAUGCAAGUCUAGUUUUACAUCUUUAUCAAAUACUCAGUGGCAUGUCCUAAUCAAAUCCAGGAAUGGUAGUCACUAUAAUACUGGGGGAAAUAUUCAAGGCAUCCAUGCCUUCCCGCAAUUCCGAUUUCACAAAAUCAUAUCCCCACAGAGCAAUCCUCAAGAAGAUAUCUUCAAAUACUCUCGUCUCGACAAAGACAUGGCUCCCCAACAGAGUUUACAUCUUCAACACUACCGUUUCUCCAACACUUUGCUCUUCUCCAACAUGGCUUACUAAUAUCUUUCAUCCUCAGUCAGGAUACGUCAAAUUACUAUUCACCCCCAAGCAGAAAUCAUAAAUCCCCAGCUGAGCAUCUCCAAGAAAAGAUCAAAACAUAAAACUCACAAUGACACAGAGAUUUAUCUUCUCAAUCAAGAUGCUUCAAGUAACAUAAAUCAUAGCCAUACAUCAUAUACAUCACAUGCAUUGCGUGCGGUUAUAAUUCAUGCAUAACAUACAAAGCGUCCCAUUUAUUGUUGAGAACCCCAUCUCAUUCAUUACAUACAUCAUAAACAUUGCAUAAAACUGACAUUUUUACCAAGUGAAUAUGUGACAGGUACAUUACAAAGAUUCGAAUCUUAUUCAAAGCAAAGCCUAACGCACGGUUUUCCAGACAUCUAAGGAUGCAAUUGAGAAUAGUCUAACGCACGAUUAUUCUUCAACCUAACGCACGGUUUUCCAGACAUCUAAGGAUGCAAUUGAGAAUAGUCUAACGCACGACUUGUUCUCCAACCUAACGCACGGUUUUCCAGACAUCUGAGGAUGCAAUUGAGAAUAGUCUAACGCACGAUUUAUUCUUCGACCUAACGCACGGUUUUCCAGACAUCUGAGGAUGCAAUUGAGAAUAGUCUAACGCACGACUUGUUCUUCAACCUAACGCACGGUUUUCCAGACAUCUGAGGAUGCAAUUGAGAAUAGUCUAGCGCACGAUUUAUUCUUCGACCUAACGCACGGUUUUCCAGACAUCUGAGGAUGCAAUUGAGAAUAGUCUAACGCACGAUUAUUUCUUCGACCUAACACACAGUUUUCCAGACAUCUGAGGAUGCAAACUAGACCUAGUCUAACGUACGACUCAACCUAAGUCUAUUCCUCAGAAACAGUCUAACGUACGACACAUUCUGACUCUCAAGUAUAUCAAGUCGGAUGGCAUCUUCAAGCCCAUCUCCAUCAUACAUCUUCUCCAAACACAUGGAUGGCAUCUUCAAGCCCAUCUCCAACAAAGGUCCCUACUUCAGCUAGGGCAAAUUCCUGGGUACUCUAGUGUUCAAUCAUCUUCCACCUUCAGAUACCGACUGGCAUACAAACCACUCUACAUCUUCAGGUUUAAGAAAAUUGAACAGGGGCAGCUGUCAUACCCCAAAAUUUGCCCUCAUAUAUUUUCAUAUGUCAUUUUAUUUCAAGUAAUUGACAUAACCCAGUCGGUAAGGAUUUGAGUGUACAAGCGCGAGAGGUCCUGGAUUUGAGUCUCACUUACUGACAUUUUUACCUCUUAUUUGUUUCUAACUUUAAGUUUUAACUUUAUUUUUAUUCAAAAUCACAAAAAUAUGUUUUUUAUCAUUUUAAUACUUAAUUUUCGUAUUUAUUAUUUAAUCAUUUUUAAAAAAAAAAAUUAAUUUUUCAAUUUUUCAUUUUUUUUCAUAAAAAAACAUCAAAAAAUCAUAAAAUAAAAAGAUUUGAAAAGAUUUUACAGCUUUUUGCAUUUUAGGUUAGUAUUUGUAGUUUUAGGAAAGAAUUGACGUAAUUGGUUAAAUAUAAUCAUAAAUCUCAAAUCAAAUAAUUUUAAUUUGGGACUUUUGAUUAUUUUAAUUAAUCAUAAUCAAUUUGAUUUUAUGCAUUUUUUAACUUCUUAACCUAAUCUCUCAUCUUAUAAAUAGUCACUCUUCACACAAAAAAAGAAAGAAAAACGGAUAUAAAUCCUAACCUAUUCACAGACCACCGCUUUCAUCUGUAUAGAAAUUCCACCGACUCUUACAAUCCUAGUCUUCGUUCACUAACCAUACACACAAAAGUUUCAGCCACAUCCAAUUCGGUGAGGCUCUGCAAUCCAAACGCGCAAGAUUCGACAACGAAUACAAAUCCACACUGCAAUUAAGCCUUGUUCAACACACUGAUCACCAACAACGCUCAGGCCAUCGAUUCAACUCAGAAUCAUCACCUUCAACAGGUGACAAACAAAGAAGAAGUAAAAGAGAAAACAACCUCCAGCAACUUUGACGAACUCAGCUUCAACAACAAAACAAACAGGUGUUUGUAGAUCCGAUUCGCUUUCGCCGACAUCAACAAACGGAACAACUCCGCCGUCAGCCGCGAGCUCCACCUCGACACGCCCAGCCGUCGUAGCUCCUCAACCACCGUCGAUUUCCAUGGACCGCUUAGUGCCUCUCAUUCACGAUCUCGCGUAACCGACGCCGCCACGGUGAGGUUCUUUUCAACUUUCAAUUAUUUGAUUCUUAUGUGCUCUUGCUUCUGUUAAUUGAAAUUAGAAAGACAAGAGGUUAGAUUUAAAAGAGACAUUGCUCUGGUUUGAAAAGGAAUUGGAGACCGAGUGAACAAAAGUGAGAGGAUGUGUUUUUGCUGUUUCCACUUGCUGGUAAUAUUUUUUUUAUUUUGAGUCUAAAAUACUUGGUCACGUGUCGUGAACCUAUUUGUUGAGUAAACAACUUUGAAAAAGUCAUGCAUUUGAUAAACGUGGUGGAGUGUCUUACCACAUAUUCCAUUCAUUUUUUUUUAAAUAUUAAAGAAUAGAUUUGACUUGUUUCAUGUCAUUAAAUAAAAUAAAAAUACAAAAAAGGUGAUUUAGUUUUUUUACUUUUCUAUAUUAAAAAUAUUAAAAAAUAUAUAUAGUUUUGUUUUUAUUUCAAAUUUGUCUUCGGAUUUUCAUAUACUUAUUUCACGAUUGAUGUUCGUUAAUAUUUUUGUCAUUUAUUCAUGUAUUAUUUUAUGUAUCCGUACUACCGUUUUCUUGUUUAUUGCGAGGUACAUUCGAGCGAGUACAUCCGAGCUGUUUAUCUAUUCUCGUAGAUAUUUGCAAAUUCAUCCUCAAAUCUCCUCCAUUGGAUCACAGAGCUAAGUUCUGGAUUUAAUUUCUUUUAAUUUUCUUUUGCCUCUUUUUAUCAAACUAGGGUUAACCCUAGUUGCCCCUGAACAAAGCCAUACACUCACUGCUUGCUUCUUCUGUCAAUUCUCAGAUGGUCAGAGUCGAUGCUUCUGGCAAACCCUUGCCCUCAACCCUGUCAGGCAAAUGCCAAGCUAAGUACCUUUUCACUGUUCUAUUUUUAAUUCAUUGUUCUAUUUUCUUUGUGGUUAAUGAAGUUUGCCCUCGAACUUGAUAAUGCACUCACUUUGUGUUUUCUGCCUAUUCUUUUUUUUAGGGUUUGUCGACCGUCAAAGCUACGAGUAUCGGUAACCCUAAACCCUAUUUUCAAUUAUUACUUGUGUUAAACCUUUUGCCUUUUAUUUUUAUAUCCCGCUGGUUUCAAUUCCCCUCUCCUCCGCUGGUUUCAUCGUCCCCUUCCCCGUAUUGCUAUUGUUAUUGCUUUAUAUUAUACUGCGUGGUUAGUAAUUUAGGGAGUGCAACCUUGAAUUGAAUUAGCCUCAUUAAUUACAAGAUAAUUUAAUCGAAUUAACCACGUGAUUGUUGCACCCACGCACACUUUUGGGGUAACCUCUUUGUUGCCUUGUUGUCUGUUGCCUUGUUGCUUGCUGCCUGUUGCCUUGCUGCCUGUUGCCUUGUGUUUUUUUGCAGAAUAAGCCAUGUCCCUCGAAUACGAGGAUACCUCAGCCAUGUUGCCUCGAUUAAAAGGUCAUGGUCCCUAAUGAUGCUGCCUUCGAUGCACUAACAUGACCUCGACCCUCGGAAGUUGCCUACGAAAAAGGCUGAGGUAUCCUCUGGUUGCCUACGAAAAAAGGCUAUUCUGAUCCUUCCUCUUAGACUACCUGCCCCUCUAUGGCAUGGGUCAGUCUUUGGGCGAACGAUAUCUCGAUGACCCUUCAACCUCCAAACGAAAGGCUUCCUGCCCUCUUAUGGCAAGGAUAGACCCUUUCAUUCUGAAAGGCUAAAAAGAGACCUAUCAUCUGAGUUUAAGGUAAUUGCCCCUAAUUGCCUUGCAAUGCUCAAUUUUCUAUAUUCUUUCUCAAAAUUCUUCAAAAAAAACUGGCAACGCUUAUUUACGAGCUAAAGUCCAUUUUUCCUCUUUCAUCUACAUUUUCUGAAAACGAGCAAGCAAAGCAAUUAAGAGCCCAUGGCAAACCAUGGAUGCAAAGGGUGCUUUACACCUUCCCUUUGCAUAAAUUACCCCCCGAACUUAGAUUUCUUUAAAAGGUUUUUUUUUCUGUUUCUUUUUGCCUUUCUGAUUUAGUUUGGAUAAAAUAAAAGUCGGUGGCGACUCAUGCUUAACCGCGACAUUUCGAUCGAUAAAAAGUCAGUUCACCGUAUUACAAGUACGCAUAAUUAAGCGCUCAGAAGUUGUAUCUCAAAUGGUUCAGCAUGCAACAUCAGAACAUGGUCUGGCAAGACAUCAGAAGAUGGUCGAAGCAGAAUCAGAACAUGGGUCUAUGGAAGCAUCAGAAGAACAAGAGAUCAGAAGCACUGAAGCUCAGAAGAUGGUAUCACGCUCAGAAGCACUUCAAGGUCAGAAGAUCAGAAGAUGCUAUGCACCAAGCUGUUUUGACUCUGAUGAUAUUCAAACGUCGUAUUCACAAACAUCAGAUCAGAAGGAAGUACAGGUGGCAGACUACGCUGACUGACAAAAGGAACGUUAAAAGCUACUAAAGGCUACGUCAGUAGACACAGCGUGAACAAGGCUCGAGGUAGUUGACAAAAGCGUAUAACAUUAAAUGCGAUGCUGUACGGAACACGCAAAGCAUUAAUUGCACUCAACGGUCAUCUUCUCAACGCCUAUAAAUAUGAAGUUCUGAUGAGAAGCAAGGUUACCAAUUUCUACAUCUAUUCUGUGAAUAUCAAACUUGCUGAAACGCUGUUCAAUCAAAGCUCAGAAUCUUCAUCAACUCACUACAUUGCUGUUGUAAUAUUUUAGUGAGAUUAAGCUUAAACGUUAAGAGAAAUAUCACAGUUGUGAUUAUCGCUUUUAAGAAGCAUUUGUAAACUCUUGAAUAGAUUACAUUAAGUUGUAAGGAACUAGAGUGAUCGUGUGAUCAGUAUACUCUAGGAAGUCUUAGCAGUUGGCUGAGCAGUUUGUAACUAGAGUGAUCGUGUUGAUCAGAAUACUCUAGGGAAGUCUUAGGAGUGAACUAAGCCUAGAGUGAUCGUGUUGAUCAGUAGACUCUAGAAAAGUCUUAGAGGGUAUCUAAGCAGUUGUUCCUGGAGUGAUCAGUGUGUGAUCAGAAGACUCUGGAAGACUUAGUUGCGGACUAAGUGGAAAACCAUUGUAAUCCGUGCGAUUAGUGGAUUAAAUCCUCAGGUUGAGGUAAAUCAUCUCUGCGGGGGUGGACUGGAGUAGCUUCGUUAACAGCGAACCAGGAUAAAAAUAAUUGUGCAAUUUAUUUUUAUCGUCCAAGAUUUAAAGUCACACUUAUUCAAUCCCCCCCUUUCUAAGUGUUUUUCUAUCCUUCAAUUGGCAUCAGAGCGCCGGUUCUAAGGUGCAAGCACUUAACCGUGUUUAGAAAAGAUUCAGGAAGAGAAAAACGCUUCAUUUAAAAGAUGGUUGAUGAAAGUGAAAAGUCUACAUCUACACCUGCAUCUACAUCUGGCUCUGCUGAGCAAUACAACGGUAACAAUGGUUAUACUAGACCGCCGGUAUUUGAUGGUGAAAACUUUGAAUACUGGAAAGAUAAACUGGAAAGUUACUUUCUGGGUCUAGAUGGUGAUCUAUAGGAUCUUCUAAUGGAUGGUUACAAACAUCCAGUAAAUGCCAGUGGCGUGAAGCUGUCAAGGCAAGAAAUGAGUGAUGAUCAAAAGAAGCUUUUCAGGAAUCAUCAUAAAUGUAGAACUGUUUUGCUGAAUGCUAUCUCUCAUGCUGAGUAUGAGAAGAUAUCUAACAGGGAAACGGCCUAUGACAUAUAUGAGUCCUUGAAAAUGACUCAUGAAGGAAAUGCUCAAGUCAAGGAGACUAAAGCUCUAGCCUUAAUCCAGAAGUAUGAAGCCUUCAAGAUGGAGGAUGAUGAAGACAUUGAAAAGAUGUUUUCAAGAUUUCAAACUCUUACUGCUGGAUUGAGAGUUCUUGACAAGGGAUACACCAAGGCUGAUCACGUAAAGAAGAUCAUCAGAAGCUUACCCAGAAGAUGGGGUCCUAUGGUGACUGCAUUCAAGAUUGCAAAGAAUCUGAAUGAAGUUUCUCUGGAAGAGCUUAUCAGCGCCUUGAGAAGUCAUGAAAUAGAGCUGGACGCAAAUGAGCCUCAAAAGAAAGGUAAGUCUAUUGCAUUAAAAUCAAAUAUCAAGAAAUGCACUAACGCUUUUCAGGCCAGAGAAGAAGAUCCUGAAGAAUCAGAAUCUGAAGAAGAAGAUGAACUGUCCCUGAUCUCCAGAAGGCUAAAUCAACUCUGGAAGACCAAGCAAAGGAAGUUCAGAGGCUUUAGAAGUUCAAGGAAAUUUGAACGUGGAGAAUCCUCUGAUGAAAGAAGAUUUGACAAGAAGAAGGUCAUGUGCUAUGAAUGCAAUGAGCCUGGACACUACAAGAAUGAAUGUCCAAAUCUUCAGAAGGAAAGUCCCAAGAAAAAGUUUCAUAAGAAGAAAGGUCUUAUGGCAACCUGGGAUGAGUCAGAAGAUGAUUCAGAAGAUGAGCAGGCUAACUGUGCGCUGAUGGCGACAGAAGAUGACGGAUCAGAAUCUACAUCAGAAUCAGAUUCUGAAGAGGUAUUUUCUGAACUUACUAGAGAUGAGUUAGUUUCCGGUCUAACUGAACUUCUGGAACUCAAGUCUCAGAUUAGUCUCAAAUACAAAAAGCUGAAAAAGCAAUUUGAAUUUGAAACAAAGAAGCUUGAGUUGGAGAAUUCUGAAUUAAAAGAAAAACUUUUAAAAUUAUCCAAUAAUGUUGGAUCUCCUUCUGAUUCAGAGAAAUCCACUCCUAGUCUAAACCAUAUUCUGAAAGAAUAUGAUUUAAGUUUCAGGAAGUUCUUAUCUAGAAGUAUUGGCAGAAGUCAGCUAGCUUCUAUGAUAUAUGCCGUAUCUGGAAACAAAAGAGUUGGCAUUGGUUUUGAGGGUGAAACCCCAUACAAACUUGAACCUGUUGAUGAAAUGAAAAUUACAUACAAGCCAUUGUAUGAUCAGUUCAAGUAUGACCACUCUCAUGAUAUUAGGCACACUUCACGUGCUCAAAAUUUUCACAUAACACACACCAAGAAGCAUGUGACACAACCUAGGAAAUAUCAUGAAACUCACAUUAAAAAUUAUCAUGCUGUUCCUCCUAUUGCUUAUAAUGUUAAACCCAAGUUCAAUCAGAACUUGAGAAAAUCUAACAAGAAAGGACCCAAGAAAAUGUGGGUACCUAAGGAUAAGAUUAUUCCUAUUGCAGAUAUCCUUGGCUGCAAGAAGGAUAAAGCACAACAUGUCAUGGUACCUGGACUCUGGAUGCUCACGACACAUGACAGGAAGAAGGUCUAUGUUCCAAGACCUGGUGCUUAAGUCUGGAGGAGAAGUCAAGUUUGGAGGAGAUCAGAAGGGCAAGAUAAUUGGCUCUGGAACUAUAAAGUCUGGUAACUCUCCUUCCAUUUCUAAUGUACUUCUUGUAGAAGGAUUAACUCAUAACCUCUUAUCUAUCAGUCAAUUGAGUGACAAUGGUUAUGAUAUAAUCUUUAAUCAAAAGUCUUGCAAGGCUGUAAAUCAGAAGGAUGGCUCAAUCCUAUUUACAGGCAAGAGGAAGAACAACAUUUAUAAGACAGAUCUGCAAGAUCUUAUGAGUCAGAAGGUGACCUGUCUUAUGUCUGUUUCUGAAGAGCAGUGGGUCUGGCACAGAAGAUUAGGUCAUGCUAGUUUGAGAAAGAUUUCUCAGAUUAACAAACUGAAUCUGGUCAGAGGACUCCCUAAUCUGAAAUUCAAAUCAGAUGCUCUUUGUGAAGCAUGUCAGAAGGGCAAGUUCUCCAAACCUGCAUUCAAGUCUAAGAAUGUUGUUUCUACCUCAAGGCCAUUAGAACUCUUGCACAUUGAUCUGUUUGGACCAGUCAAAACAGCAUCUGUCAGAGGAAAGAAAUAUGGAUUAGUCAUCGUAGAUGAUUAUAGCCGCUGGACUUGGGUAAAAUUCUUAAAACACAAGGAUGAGACUCAUUCAGUGUUCUUUGAUUUCUGCAUUCAGAUUCAAUCUGAAAAAGAGUGUAAAAUCAUAAAGGUCAGAAGUGAUCAUGGUGGUGAAUUUGAGAACAGAUCCUUUGAAGAAUUCUUCAAAGAAAAUGGUAUUGCCCAUGAUUUCUCUUGUCCUAGAACUCCACAGCAAAAUGGGGUUGUAGAGCGAAAGAAUAGGACUCUGCAAGAAAUGGCCAGAACCAUGAUCAAUGAAACCAAUAUGGCUAAGCAUUUCUGGGCAGAAGCAAUAAACACUGCAUGCUAUAUUCAGAAUAGAAUCUCUAUCAGACCUAUUCUAAAUAAGACUCCUUAUGAAUUGUGGAAGAAUAGAAAGCCCAACAUUUCAUAUUUCCAUCCUUUUGGAUGUGUAUGCUUUAUUCUGAACACUAAAUAUCAUCUUGGUAAGUUUGAUUCCAAAGCUCAAAAGUGUUUCCUUCUUGGAUAUUCUGAACGCUCAAAAGGCUACAGAGUAUACAAUACUGAAACAUUGGUUGUAGAAGAAUCAAUCAAUAUCAGGUUUGAUGAUAAGCUUGGUUCUGAAAAACCAAAGUAGUUUGAU
Molecule: messenger RNA, 15478 nt
Organism: Vicia villosa (hairy vetch)
Lineage: Eukaryota; Viridiplantae; Streptophyta; Magnoliopsida; Fabales; Fabaceae
Exons: 2
Coding region: 12529-14265 (578 amino acids)
Molecular function (GO): nucleic acid binding; zinc ion binding
Source: RefSeq, a predicted model, not a curated record